AUGAAGCUCAAGGCCAAAUGCCUCCUGACUGACCUUCACAAUCACAUCAACCAGGAUUCCCGCCUCUUACCAAACCUCACCCUGGGUUACAAUAUUUAUGAAAACUACUUCAGUGCAGGAAAGACUUCGGAUGCUCUGCUGGACCUGCUUUCGGAUGGGGAGGCCAACGUUCCCAACUACAGCUGUGGAAGGCAGAGAAACACAGUGGCCGUUCUCGAAGGGGCCGAGACUGACAUCUCCAUCCAGAUUUCGACCAUAUCAGGCAUCUACAAAGUCCCACAGGAUGCCUUUUCCGUCAAAGUCUGGAGACGGUGCAGAGAGAGAGAGGAACAGGAGGCUCUGCCAGAGGAGCUGAUUGAUCAGAUCCUGUCUCUGGACAACUACUUCACUCACAACACCAUCUGGGCUGUGGCCCGGGCCUUCCAUGCAGCCUAUUUGUCAAGAUCAAGGAAGACAAGGAUCAAAGGUGGGAAGGACUUGGAGACUCCAAGGCUGAAGGCUUGGCAGGAGAUCAGCAAAGAUCCCCACCUCUCCCCCAAUGUCACCCUGGGCUACAACCUCCACGACAACUUUUCUAAUGGAAGAAUGACUUUGGAUGUUCUGCUGGACCUGCUUUCAGACGGGGAGGCCAAAGUUCCCAACUACAGCUGUGGAAGGAAGAAAAACCUGCUGGUUCUCCUGGAAGAGGCCAACUCUGACCUAUCCAUCCUCAUUGCUGCCAUGGCAGGCAUCUACAAAACCCCACAGCUUCAUCCUUUCCUGAAGAAAACCCUGAUCUACAAUAACACCAUGGAUGGGAUGUAUUUGGAUGGGAAUGGAGAUUUGAUGGCUGACUUUGACAUUCCCUUGCCUUCCUCCCAGUGUGUGGAGCCUUGUCAGCCCGGAUACUUCAAGGUGGUCCAGGAGGGAAAACCAAGUUGCUGCUAUGACUGCCUUCCCUGUGCAGAAGGGAGCAUUUCCAUUCAAGAAGAUGCAGACCACUGCACCAGGUGUCCAGAAGAUCAGCAUCAGAACAAGCACAGAGAUCAAUGUAUCCCCAAAAUUUUCACCUUUUUUUCCUAUCAAGAGAAUUUGGGAAUCAUCCUGACUUCCUUUGCCCUUUUCCUAAUCAUAACCACAGUUUUUGUCCUGGGAAUCUUCAUUAAAUUCCAAGAAACUCCAAUUGUCAAAGCCAACAACCGGGACCUCUCCUACAUCCUCCUGGUCUCCCUCCUGCUUUCCUUCUUGACCUCCUUCCUCUUCAUUGGCCGGCCAAGGAGAGACACCUGCCUUCUCCAACAAACAGCCUUCAGCAUCAUCUUCUCCAUUGCUGUCUCUUCUGUCUUGGCCAAAACGAUCAUGGUGGUCCUGGCCUUCCUGGCCACAAAGCCAGGAAACAGAGUGACGAGAUGGCUGGGGAAGAGUCUGGCCAAUUCCAUCAUUCUUUCUUGUUCCAGUGUCCAGGUUGUCAUUUGUUUCAUCUGGUUAGGAGUCUUUCCUUCAUUCCCUGAUUCUGACAUGCAUUCCCAGCCUAGAGAGAUCAUUCUGCAGUGCAACGAAGGCUCUGCUGCCAUGUUUUACAGUGUCCUCAGCUACAUGGGCUUCCUGGCUGCCAUCUGCUUCAUGGUGGCUUUCCUGGCCAGGAAUCUUCCUGGGGCCUUCAAUGAAGCCAGACUGAUCACUUUCAGCAUGCUGGUGUUCUGCAGUGUUUGGGUCUCCUUUGUGCCCACCUAUCUGAGCACCAAGGGGAAGUCCAUGGUGGCUGUGCAGGUCUUCUCCAUCUUAGCCUCCAGUGCUGGGCUGCUGGGCUGCAUCUUCAUCCCUAAGUGUUACACCAUUUUGCUGAGGCCAGAUCUGAAUAUAAAGGAGAAACUCAUGUUGAAAAGUGAAAUAGAAAACUAA
Candoia aspera is the source of this 1881-nucleotide messenger RNA. RefSeq names its product vomeronasal type-2 receptor 26-like. The transcript is spliced from 7 exons. Gene Ontology annotation, cellular component: plasma membrane. Gene Ontology annotation, molecular function: G protein-coupled receptor activity. Gene Ontology annotation, biological process: G protein-coupled receptor signaling pathway. Bases 1 to 1881 code for a protein of 626 amino acids. The record is from RefSeq and is a predicted model, not a curated record. NCBI's taxonomy places the organism in Eukaryota, Metazoa, Chordata, Lepidosauria, Squamata, Candoiidae.